GGCUCUGCCUCCCGCCCCCCGGCUCGAGCUCUGAGCCGCCCAAGAUGGCGGCGGCAACGGCGGCUGCGAGGUCUACCCGAGGGGGCCUGCGGUCCCUGCGGUGCUUACUGCUGGGCCGCCCACCGCAUCCCGGGCGGAUACCGACGCGGGGGCUCCGCGCAGGAGUAUCCCUUCACCAGCAGGAAGAGUUUACCUCUUUGGAGGAGAAGCCACAAUUCCCUGGUGCUUCAGCUGAGUUUGUAGACAGGCUUGAAUUCAUCCAGCCCAAUGUCAUUUCGGGGAUUCCCAUCUACCGGGUCAUGGACCGACAGGGGCAGAUCACCAAUCCCAGUGAGGACCCUCAGCUCCCCAAAGAGCAAGUGCUGAAAUUCUACAAGAGCAUGACACUUCUCAACACCAUGGAUCGAAUCCUCUAUGAGUCCCAGAGGCAGGGCCGGAUCUCCUUUUACAUGACCAACUAUGGGGAAGAAGGCACGCACAUUGGCAGCGCAGCUGCUCUUGACGACACCGAUCUGGUGUUUGGGCAGUACCGUGAAGCAGGUGUACUGAUGCAUAGAGGAUACCCUCUGGACCUGUUCAUGGCACAGUGCUAUGGCAAUGCCAGCGACCCCGGGAAAGGCCGACAAAUGCCCGUGCACUACGGCUGCAAAGAUUUGCACUUUGUUACCAUAUCAUCCCCACUAGCUACACAGAUCCCACAAGCUGUCGGCUCUGCUUACGCAAUUAAGAGGGAGAACACCAACCGGAUUGUGAUCUGCUACUUCGGGGAGGGUGCAGCCAGUGAGGGCGAUGCCCAUGCAGGCUUCAACUUUGCCGCCACCCUUGAUUGCCCCAUCAUUUUCUUCUGUCGGAACAACGGCUAUGCCAUCUCCACCCCAACAUCUGAGCAAUACCGGGGCGAUGGGAUUGCUGCACGCGGUCCUGGCUAUGGCAUCCAGUCUAUCCGGGUGGACGGCAACGAUGUCUUUGCCGUGUACAACGCCACCAAGGAGGCCCGUCGCCGCGCUGCUGCAGAGAACCAGCCAUUCCUAAUUGAAGCCAUGACCUACAGGAUUGGGCACCACAGCACAAGCGACGACAGCUCCGCCUACCGCUCGGUGGAUGAAGUCAACUAUUGGGACAAGCAAGACCAUCCUAUCUCUCGUCUCCGUCACUAUAUGGUAGGCCGAGGCUGGUGGGAUGAGGACCAGGAGAAGACCUGGCGGAAGAAAUCCCGCAAGAAGGUGAUGGAGGCCUUUGAGGAGGCUGAGCGCAAGUUGAAGCCCAGCCCUCAGUUCCUCUUCUCGGAUGUCUACUGCGAGAUGCCCUGGCACCUCCAGAAGCAGCAAGAAUCCCUGGAGCGCCACCUCAAGCAAUAUGGCGAGCACUACCCCCUGGCCCACUACGAGAAGUGACUCUGCAGCCCUGGACUAGGUCCUUGCCUCCUUGCUCUCCAGCAACUGGGAUCUGUAGGAAACCUAGUUCAAACCGAUUUGUAGAGAGAAAAGCAGCUUCCUGUUCUUUGCAACCCCUUCCUUGUCACAGUAGUGAUGAUUUGAAGAAGAAGAUUCAGUUGCUAAGGGGGAAUUGCUGCUGAGUACUUCUGGAUGAAUGGGGUGAGGAGCCAACAUCUAUAAGCCAUGUCCUUGGGUCCUCCCAGUGGCUUCCAACCAGCCUGUGGAAGCUGUCUACUGAUGGUUAUUUUACCCAACUUAAAAAAUCUGUUAGUUGCACACAGCCUAUUUAAAGCACAGUAUCAGUUCAUAGCUCUCCCGCUGUGGAUGUGAAUUGCCUUAUCUCUGCUGCUUCCCUUACUGGGGCUCUUUUCCUGCUCCCAUAACCUUGCUUCAGAAGUAAAGCUGCAAUGUCUGAACUGGUGUCCUCUCUGGGAAGCAAACUCUGCAUCCCUGGAUAGUGUCUUUUGGGUGAUAAAUUAUAUCUGUUAGGAUGCAGACAUCAACCUCAAACUUGUCCCCAGUUGAUUCACUGCAACACUUUAAGGGUCUGUCUUGGGAUUUUAGCAGCUAGGGAGACAGCAAUUAAAUGGUGUACAUUACAGGCUGCCUUUAGCAGUGAAUGAAAUGGGUGCUGGGAAGCAUGUUUGAUUGGUCUUUUUUUCCUGAGCCCUUUCCCUGAUCAAAGGGUGCCUAUUUCCAGCACCUUUGCAUGGGGGCAGAGUUCUCUUGGUCUGUUACAAUCAAAAGCUGUUACUGCUGAAAGCAAUGGUUAUGUUGGGGCAGCAGGGAGUAACAAGUUCAAGCGCUCUAAUCGGGACCGGUGUAUGUAUAAACAAUGGGGCAAGUUGGGAUAUAAAUUAAAAAAUAUAUGGGCAUUUGCCUGUAUGUGUUA
This is a messenger RNA of Rhineura floridana, 2328 nucleotides long. It is a transcript of the gene BCKDHA, whose product is annotated as branched chain keto acid dehydrogenase E1 subunit alpha. Gene Ontology annotation, molecular function: oxidoreductase activity, acting on the aldehyde or oxo group of donors, disulfide as acceptor. The record is from RefSeq and is a predicted model, not a curated record. Gene Ontology annotation, biological process: branched-chain amino acid catabolic process. The transcript is spliced from 9 exons. NCBI's taxonomy places the organism in Eukaryota, Metazoa, Chordata, Lepidosauria, Squamata, Rhineuridae. Bases 45 to 1394 code for a protein of 449 amino acids.